AUGACUGAAAUUGUUGAAAUUACCGAUAUCGCAUCCCAAAAGAGUGGUUGGGAAGAUUUUGUAGCCGGAAAUUUUGCUGGAAUGGCGCAAGUUUUUGUUGGGCAACCUUUGGACACUAUAAAAGUUCGACUUCAAAUAGAAAACACGAAAUUCAAGGGUCCUAUGGAUUGCUUAAUGCAGACAGUCAGGAAAGAAGGAUUUUUAGCGCUUUACAAAGGAAUGGCCAGCCCUUUAGUUGGUAUCGGUGCAGUGAAUGCUCUACUUUUUGCAGCCUACUCUCGUAUCAAAUCGAUUCAAGCCACAUCAUUGGACGAACAAUUACCUCUUCAUAAAAUUGCAAUUGCUGGUGCAGGAGCAGGAGCGGUUAAUAGUGUACUUGCAUCACCCGUAGAAUUGUUAAAAAUAAAGAUGCAAGCACAAUAUGGAUCAACUAAAGGUGGUGGUGCUCUUUACAAAGGGCCACUUGAUUGCGCUCAACAUUUAAUUCGAGAAUUUGGAAUAAGGAACGGAUUAUUUCGUGGAUUUUGGGCUACUGUAUUUCGUGAAAUACCUGCAUACGCGGGCUUUUACAGUGGGUUUGAAUUCGCUAAAAGAAAACUUACACCGGAAGGUGCCGAUCCCAAUGCUUUGCCACCAGGUAAACUAAUGAUUGCUGGGUCUUUCGGUGGACUUUCCUACUGGCUAUGUUGCUACCCUCUCGACGUUGUCAAAUCUAAAGUUCAAAAUCAACAAAAUCCUCCAAAAGGAGCCUUCUAUAUACUAUCCACGCUCAAGUCGAUAUACAAGAAUGAAGGCGCAAAAGCGUUGACGCGAGGAAUAACACCUACAAGUUAG
Molecule: messenger RNA, 834 nt
Organism: Acaulospora morrowiae
Lineage: Eukaryota; Fungi; Glomeromycota; Glomeromycetes; Diversisporales; Acaulosporaceae
Source: the annotation of a GenBank genome assembly